Dioscorea cayenensis subsp. rotundata (Guinea yam) is the source of this 570-nucleotide messenger RNA. Its product is annotated as receptor-like protein EIX2. The coding region runs from base 28 to 570 and encodes 180 amino acids. Lineage: Eukaryota; Viridiplantae; Streptophyta; Magnoliopsida; Dioscoreales; Dioscoreaceae. The record is from RefSeq and is a predicted model, not a curated record. Gene Ontology annotation, molecular function: protein binding. The transcript has 2 exons.
CUCAUAGUACUAAGGCUGAGAUCAAACAUGUUCGCCGGCCAGAUACCGCCUCAGCUUUCAAACUUGAGCUCCUUGCAGGUUGUUGAUCUUGCAGAUAAUAACUUAGAAGGCCAUAUUCCUCUGAGUUUUGGAGACUUCAAAGGUCUGCUUGUCUUAGACCUUUCCCACAACCACUUGACAGGUGACAUACCAGAAGACAUCAGUGCUAUGAGAAACUUGAUUUCUCUAGACUUAUCAAAUAACGGUUUCUCAGGUGUCAUUCCAUCAACUAUGACAGGCAUGAGUUUUUUGAGCCAUCUUAACUUGUCUAACAACAACUUCUCUGGAAAGAUCCCUAAGGCAGGUCAAUUCUCAACCUUUGAUUCAUCUUCAUUUAGUGGAAAUGGUGAUCUCUGUGGCUUUCCACUGGCCUUGCAGUGUCAGCAGACUGAUGGUAAUAAUAAUAGUAUGCCUGAUGGUAGUGAUGAUUAUGAUGGUGAUGAUGUAUUGGAGGAUAAGUGGUUCAUUGUGAGUGUUCUUGCAGGAUUCUUUUGUUGGUCUCUUGGGAUUGUUUGCAGUAAUAUCUAUUAG